AUGGGGAACAUCGCCUGUGUCCCGCAGGCUCCCGGCGGCUUCAGGAGCUCCUUCCGAAGGAAACCCUCGCUGAAGAAGGAACAAAAUGGCAAGAAAAAGCUGCCCAGCUUCUUUGGGAUAGAUGGAAACCAGGAGAGGGACACGACCACGGACAAAAUCCUGCAGUACAUCCCAGCCAAGAUUAUUCAGAAGCAGGAAAACCAAAAGGAGAACUUGGACCAGAGGUUCCCCAGCCUGUUCAAGAAGGGCCGAAGGAAAACGGUUGUCAGGAAUUUGGGCAAAAUGAUUUAUUACUCCAAGGUCAAGUUUAAGUUCCAGCACUGCCAGGAGGUCCACAGCUGCUUCCUGGAGCUGUUCCAGUCCUACCUGUACUUCCAGUCCUCGGGUCCCAACGGCCUCACCUACCAGGGGCUGCUGCCUCUGAAGGAGCUGCAGGUGCAGGAGCUGGGGCCUGGCCAGAGCCCGGGGCAGCAGGACCACGCUCUGCACAUCUCAGGGCCCCUGCUGAACCCCCUGGUGGUGUUCUGCCAGUCCGAAGCCGAGCUGAAGCAGUGGCUGUACCACCUGGAGAAGCAGAUCCAGCUCUGUGGAGGGAGCCUGGCCCUGCCCCUGCUGUCCCAGGUGGGUGUGCUUGUCCCACUGCUGGCUCCCAGCUGGGACUCUGGGAGCCCCGGGGACAAGGAGGAGCUGCGCUGGUCCGUGCAGAACCUGCCCGUGCAGGACUGGAGGGGAACCCAGCGGGAAUCCCUGGGGGAAAUCCUCUGCCUGUCCAAGGUGAAGCUCCAGCACCUGCCCUUCCAGGAGCAGCACGAGCGGCUGCUGGUGCUGUACCCCUCCACGCUGGUGAUCGUGUCCGAGGAGCCCGGCGGCCUCUGCUUCAAGGGAGAGCUCCCCCUCAACGCCAUCCAGGUGCUCUUUGAGGAGAACGACAAAAGCUCCUUCCUGAUCGAAGGCCGGUUGAUAAACUCCAUCCGGGUGACCUGUGCCAGCUACCAGGACUACCAGGAGUGGCUCUACUGCCUCAAAACCGCGCAGUUCCGAAACGCCGACUCCUCCCUGUCCGGCUCCGAGAGCUUCUCGGUGGGACCGAAGCCGCCACACCCCGGCCAGUUCCCCAGCAGUGCCAGGGGAUCCCUCAGCUCUGAUGGCCGGACCAACUCCUGGGCGUCCGGGGGCAGAGUGACCACGCUGACCCAGCUGUCCCAGACCAGCGGCUCCCUGCCCGACGCCCCCUCCUUCCUGCUGAGCCCCGAGGGCUGCCUGCUCCAGGAGCCCCUGUCCCCCGGCUACUCCCAGCCUCUCCAUAGCCUGGCCCAGCCCGGCUGGACCAGCCCAGGGCUGCCCAGGCAGGAGCUGCGCAGGGGGAGCAGCGCCAGGAAACCCAAGGGCAGGAGCGGCGGGCAGGAGCAGGAGAGGAGCGUCUGCGGCCUCAUCCCCGAGCACCCCACGGCAGAGAUGCAGUCCCCGGUGUACCAGGAACCCUACUCGGCACAGGGAGCCCAGCAGCACCCCCUGGCACCGCUGGAGAUGGGCAGGUUCCUGCAGUGCCACGGGCAGCCAGGAGCAGCCCAGGGGACAGUGCCAGGGGCCCAGCAGCUGCCCCUGGAGCAGUGGCACUGCCAGCCCCUGCCUGGGCACUGCAGGGAGGCACCCACGGUCCCCACCUACAGCACCCCGGGCACCUCGCGCCGGCCGCAGCUGCGGGCACCUGCCCAGGGCUCCUACCUGGGGGAGAUCUGCUCCCUGCCGCAGGAACACCUGGGCCCUGAGCUGCGUCCCCCAGAUGGCACCUAUGACCUGGCCGACGGCAGCUGCCCCUGCCGGGACUCCACGUCCUACCACGACUACGCGGAGCUGCAGAGCUUCCAGAGCGACCGGAGCUACGACAACCUGUGGGAGGCGGAGGAGCGGGAGCCGGGCAGCCCGCGCGUGUUCCAGGUCUGA
Molecule: messenger RNA, 1944 nt
Organism: Agelaius phoeniceus (red-winged blackbird)
Lineage: Eukaryota; Metazoa; Chordata; Aves; Passeriformes; Icteridae
Source: RefSeq, a predicted model, not a curated record